Messenger RNA from Aspergillus nidulans FGSC A4, 4692 nucleotides. Its product is annotated as putative membrane bound C2 domain protein (vp115). The record is from RefSeq and is a predicted model, not a curated record. Gene Ontology annotation, biological process: lipid transport; membrane organization. Bases 1 to 4521 code for a protein of 1506 amino acids. Lineage: Eukaryota; Fungi; Ascomycota; Eurotiomycetes; Eurotiales; Aspergillaceae. Gene Ontology annotation, molecular function: lipid binding. Gene Ontology annotation, cellular component: cortical endoplasmic reticulum; endoplasmic reticulum membrane. The transcript has 6 exons.
AUGGCUUCUCAAAAUGCAGAGUCUGCGGAAUUGAAGCAACAAGGAGCUAUCGAGACCGCCCAGGCUGCCUCUCAAGAUCCCCAAUCGCACAUCCAACCGGAAACAGUCGAGAAAAAACUGGUUGAAGAGACCCGGAAAGCGGGUCUACCAGCUUACCAAUUCAACCCAGACGCAUCACCCCAAGAAAAGGCCGCCGAAGCUGAAUCUUGCGUUCCCCCGGGAUUUCACCGUGACCGGGAACCGAAGGCAAUCGGCGUGAUCACAGACAAGGACGAUGGCACUCCCGCCCCGUAUGAUCUUCCUCCACCGAAAUCCGCAACCACGUUGCUUGAUGAAAAAUCCCAAGAACCUGCAGCAGACAAGAAAGAGGAGGAGGUUGAUGAUGAGCAGCGUUGGGCGCGCGACCGGACGGGCUGGGCUCCACGGUUCGUUCAUGAGGAAACUCAAGAAGAGCACGAUGAAGCAACAUUGUUGGACCAUCAGACCUUCUUGGAGGCCAAACUGGACGAGAAGUUCUUUGGCGAUUGGUAUCACAAUGCCGGCGUCAUUGUUUUUGCAUGCUUAUCAUCAUGGAUUGUCGCCGUUCUAGGCGGUGGACUGGCUUGGGUCUUCAUUAUCAUGGCCGCCUGUGGCACCUAUUAUCGAACCUCUAUCCGGCGAGUUCGGCGAAACUUCCGCGAUGACGUUAACCGCGAGAUGGCGAAGCAACGCCUGGAAACCGAUACCGAGAGCUUGGAGUGGAUCAACAGUUUCCUUGUCAAGUUUUGGCCCAUUUAUGCGCCAGUGAUGUGCGACACGAUCAUCAAUUCCGUUGAUCAGGUGCUCAGCACAGCAACCCCAGCAUUCCUGGACAGCCUACGAUUGAAGACAUUUAUCCUAGGCAGCAAACCGCCUCGAUUGGAGCACGUCAAGACCUAUCCUAAGACCGAAGUUGACACUGUCAUCAUGGACUGGAAAUUCAGCUUCACACCUAACGAUACCAUGGAUUUGACCGCCCGCCAGGUCAAAGACAAGAUCAACCCCAAAGUUGUCUUGGAAGUCCGUGUUGGUAAAGGCGUCGUCAGCAAGGGUCUCGAUGUGAUUGUUGAGGACAUGGCUUGCAGCGGUCUUAUGAGAGUCAAGGUGAAGCUUCAGAUUCCCUUCCCACAUAUUGAACGGGUUGAUGUCUGCUUUUUGGGACGGCCGGAACUUGACUAUGUUUGCAAGCCUCUCGGUGGCGAUACCCUCGGGUUCGAUAUCAACUUCAUCCCUGGUCUGGAGAGCUUUAUCAAAGAACAGAUCCACGCCAAUCUUGGUCCGAUGAUGUAUGAGCCCAACGUUUUCCCGAUUGAGAUUGCCAAGAUGCUUGCUGGAAACGCUGUUGAUCAGGCAAUCGGUGUUGUUGCCGUAACUCUUCACGGCGCGCGCCAGCUAAAGAACCCUGACAAGUUCGCUGGUACUCCUGACCCUUAUGCAGUGGUAUCUCUGAACAACCGGACCGAAGUUGGCCGCACUAAGACGAUACAAGAUACGGAUAGCCCAAGAUGGAACGAGACUAUCUACGUGAUUAUCACCUCCUUCACUGACACUUUGACUAUCCAACCUUACGAUUGGAACGAAUUCCGGAAGGACAAGGAGCUGGGAACCGCAACUUUCGCCCUGGACAAGCUUGAGCAAGAGCCCGAGCAUGAAAGUGUAUACCUCGAAGUCUUGGCAAGCGGCCGAUCCCGGGGUUCUAUCCACGCAGAUAUUCGAUUCUUCCCCGUUUUGGAGGGUAGAAAAUUGGAGAACGGUGAGACUGAACCGCCUCCAGAGCUGAACACUGGUAUCGCUCGAUUCACAGUCGAACAAGCCAAGGACCUGGACGGAAGUAGGAGCUUGGUUGGGCAACUGAACCCAUACGGCGUUCUUCUACUCAACGGCAAAGAAAUCCACAUAACCAACAAACUCAAGCGAACGAACAACCCUAUCUUCCAAAAUGCCUCGAAAGAGUUUUUGGUCACUGAUCGUAAGACUGCCCGGCUUGGUCUGGUGAUCAAGGACGACCGGGAUCUAGUCAAGGACCCCAUCCUCGGUUCCUAUCAGAUCAAGAUGAAUGACAUGCUCAAAAUGAUGGAGAAAGGCCACCAGUGGUUCCAUCUCCACGGUGCUAAGUCUGGACGUGCCAAACUGGUCUUGGAUUGGAAGCCCGUUGCGGUGGGAGGCAUUGCAGGAAGCGCCGGCUACGUCGAUCCAAUUGGAGUUAUGCGAAUCCACUUCAAGGACGCAGCGGAUCUGCGCAACCUUGAGAAGAUGGGCAAGUCUGAUCCUUAUGCUCGAGUGCUGCUGGCUGGCUACAUGAAGGGCCGCACAGUUACCUUUAGGAACAACCUCAACCCUGAUUGGGAUGAAGUCGUGUACGUUCCGAUUCACAGUGCUCGCGAGAAGCUCACCUUGGAAGUCAUGGAUGAGGAGUCUGUUGGAAGUGAUCGGUCACUUGGCUCGGUGGAGCUCUCUGCAGCAGACUACGUUCAUGAGAAUGAGGCCGGUGAAUACGAAAUCGAUGACGAGAAACAACUUGUAUCCAGUUCCCUUCGCCUUGGUCAACGUGCCAAGGGAACUUUGAACUAUACUGUCGCUUUCUACCCAACAAUCCCCGUCGUCAAUCCUGAAGACGAAGAGGAGGAAGAGGAGGAGGCUGAGGCUGAGGCCGAGGCCGAGACUGAGGCAGCUGGGUUGACGAGGAAGAGCACUGAUUCCAGACGCAAGAGCUACCACUCCAAGUCCAGGAGCGUGGACUCGAAGAUCUCCGACAAUAAGGGUGCUACCAAUGGGACCGCAGAUUUGCAGUCGAACGGACGUCCUAGCCUUGAGUCUCGCUCUGGUACUGUUAAAGACUCGGAGACGGCGUCGGUUAGGUCUAUUAAGGAGGUCCCCAAGACUUAUAUCUCUGUGGACGACCUUGCCAACCAUGAAUCCGGCUUCAUCGUGUUUAAACUUCACGAGGUCAACCUUUCGCGCAGCAACGUGCAUGUGGAAAUCAUAAUGGAUGAUUAUAUGUUCCCAGUGUGGUCAUCGCCCAAAAUCCGCACUAAGACUGCUAAGAUCGAGGACAUUGGCGAUGCGUUUGUGCGUGAACUUGAGUUCUCAAAGAUCACCCUUCGGAUUGUGGAGAAGGUCAAUGCCGACACUGAUGAUGACGAACAUAUCGUGGCCAAACUCACAGGCGACACGUUCAGUACGCUCCAGCGCAUCCUGUACACACCUACAGAGCUUGUCCUCCGAUCCACCGAUGGAGAGGUGAGCAGAGUCACAGUUAGUGCUCGAUACAUUCCUGUCACUAUGAAACUGGAUCCAUCAGAAAGCAUCAACAACAUGGGAACUCUCCGUGUGGAUGUCUUGGACGCUGCCGAUCUACCGUCUGCCGACCGCAACGGCUACAGUGAUCCGUACUGCAAAUUCCGCUUGGACGGUAAGGAAAUCUUCAAGACUAAAGUGCAGAAGAAGACCCUCCAUCCUGCCUGGAACGAGUUUUUCGAGACGCCAAUCAAGUCCCGUAUUGGUGCCAAUUUCCGCUGCGAUGUCUAUGAUUGGGACUUUGGCGACAAGGCUGAUUAUCUCGGCGGUGUGCCGAUCAACCUUGAAAUGCUGGAACCCUUCCAGGCUCAAGAGGUUUCUCUAACUCUAGACGGAAAGUCGGGCGCGAUCAGGUUGAAGCUGUUAUUCAAACCUACGUACGUCAUGCGCUCUCGCCAAGGAUCAUCUACUUUCUCCGGUACAUUUGCUACGCCCGGAAAAAUUGUUGGUGCCCCCGUCAAGGGAGUUGGAUUUGUUGGUGGCAACGUGAUCAAGGGAGCCUCGUUUUUGGGCCGCGGGAUCAUGUCAAAGAUCCGCGGAGACGAUUCUUCCAGCGACGAGGAGCAAGAACAACAGAAGGAAGUUCCGUCGGCCAUCCUGGUAGACGGGGAAACGCCUCCUAACUCUACGCCGAAGAGCGACCUUAAUCAUUCACGUACCCGCAGCGUCGCAGCAUCGCAUUACGGCGAUCGGCUCAGCAUCGGUGGCAAGGGCGAAAGCGGAACCGCCAGGAUCUCGAUUGUGUCCGCGGGCGGGUAUCCUCCGUCCGCUAAUGUCCGCGUACUUGUGCGCGCACUCGGCGCGAAAGGUGCCAAGGAAGUGCUCAAGACCAAGGCCAUCAAGAGCGGAGGCGGUCCUGUCGUAUUCGACUCCGCGAGCGAGAGCUGCCGUGUUCACAACACGACAGCCGAUGCGCAGUACCAGAUCAGAGUAGUUGACCACUCUACUUUCGGAUCCGACAACGUCCUGGGCGAGGCAGCUUUUUUCGUCGGGGACCAGGGAUCGGUUGCUGGUCAGGAGAAGACGGUGAACGUUGGCAGCGGAACGGUUGUUGUCCGGAGCAGCUUUUCGGCAGCCGGAGACAGUCUUCGGCCGGGGACAGCAUAUUCAAAUGCAGGCGACAAUGCGUCUGAGGUGACUGACAGCCCCGACUCAAAGAAGCCUCGACGUAGCUUCCUCAGCAAGCGCAGCGUCAGCGGGGCGUGAUGGCCUGGAGGGAUGAUAUUGCAUGCUUUUCAUUAUUUUGCGAUUGUGCGCGCAUCCGAUAUUGUGGGCUCCACCUGAUGCAGCUUUUUUUUGACGAGAAUGGGCGGAUGUGUUGGAUAUUGGAUAAUGACUGUUAGAUACCUUGCUUGAAGUGAAUGUUAGUCUACCGAA